Molecule: messenger RNA, 789 nt
Organism: Alternaria arbusti
Lineage: Eukaryota; Fungi; Ascomycota; Dothideomycetes; Pleosporales; Pleosporaceae
Exons: 1
Coding region: 1-789 (262 amino acids)
Source: RefSeq, a predicted model, not a curated record
AUGCCACCCCAACCCCCCAUCGACCCCCUCCGCGCACGCAUCUUCUCCGAACUAAACCUCCAACUAACACACCCCUCGAUCCCCAAACCCCUCCUCAACGAAUGCUCAAAACACCUCGCUUUCCUCGUACGGUACUACGCCAACGAUCCGGAUUGCAAUCCGCUGAGGGUUAGUGUGCCGAUUGUUGAGGCGUCUGUUGUACGUGUUGUGGAUGUGGAUGGGAAUGUAGAAGAGGAACAGGAUGAAGAGAAUGAAGAGGAGGAGGAGGAUGUAGAGAUAGAGAUAGGCUUGAAAAUCGCGUUAGUAGUUUUCGAGGAGAAGAAGAGGAAAAGCUCUGUACAAACGAGGCUGGAAGGAUUGCGAAAGAUGAAGAUGGAGAGAUUGUAUGGUGUGGGUAAGGUGUUGGGAGAGGAGGAGACAGAAGACGACUCGACACCAACGGUGAAGACGAAGAAUGGUCUCGAGCCUGGUGGUCCCGUUAGUAAGAUCGCCGGAUCUCGACAUUGUUCUCCUGUGUCGGCGUCUGGUACUGGUACUUCUGUUUCGUCUACAGCUGCGAAGCCAAGGAUGCGUGUACUUAUCGAGACGACUGGUACGCUGGGGCAUUACAAGUGCUUGGUUGCUAAGCUCUGUGGCAUGGCCGAGCGUGUCAUAGGUGGAUUAUUGGAAGGUGAUGAGGACAUGGUGCGUGCGUGCGAAGAGGUCAAGAAGAAUAAAGGCCAGAAAGCGAAUGCGGAUAUGGGAAAGAGACCGGUCUGGAAUGUUGAGGCUUGUGGGGAGUGGUGUUGA